AUGUUUGUGCAAGUCUUCGCUCGUCCGAAGUGGAACCAAGGCCAAGUGACACUCAGCAAGCGUGUCGACGUUUUAAAUUUCAAUUAUGGGCCUGUCGCGCAGCUCGCUCUCAUCGGUCUCCGCGUACAGCGCAAUGAAGCUAUCACUUAUCUUCCGCGUGGCAGCUGCAGCAGUUUCAGUUUCGGCUCUGCCUGGCAUCGAACGUUCAUCUUUGCGAUCCUCAACGCAAAGGAAGAACUGACGACCCCCUUUGCCAGUUACUCCGCGCACCUCCAAUACUACUUGGAGCAAUACGGCAUUAGUGGUGUACCCAACGAUGCGAUUGUUGGGCUUGGGUGCCGCAAGCUGAUGAAGGGGGGUACAUGUUCAUCAUCCACGCAACUGGGGUGGUGCGACUUGAGUUCUUACGUUGCACCUCACAUUUAUACGUCAUGCGAGAUGAAUGCAGUUUCAGUUUCUGCUGUGCCUGGCAUCGAACCUUUUCCUUUCUAUCCUGAAUGGCCGGUAAGGAUUGACCUCUCCCCCUUGCAAGUUACUCCGCGCGACUGGAAACGUAGCUGGAAAGAACGACGUCGCGCUUGGGUUCGAGUGCUGCAAGCUCAAGGCGGGGGUACACGUUGUACGAUGUUCUACAUGAUCAAGCACUUGGCUUCAUGCAAAAAGCACACUAGUACUGUGAUUUGCGUCCCGAGAUACUAG
Molecule: messenger RNA, 699 nt
Organism: Pisolithus orientalis
Lineage: Eukaryota; Fungi; Basidiomycota; Agaricomycetes; Boletales; Pisolithaceae
Exons: 10
Coding region: 1-699 (232 amino acids)
Source: RefSeq, a predicted model, not a curated record